GGAACAUGGCGGAGGAGCUGGAGGUUGUAGAUGUUGAGGGAGAAGGAACCGAGGUGAAUUUAAGCAGGGACUCUGAGGAUGGAGGUGUCCUUCAGGAUCAGUAUUUGCAGUCGGUCUGGAAGGCUAACAGUGGCAUUUUACCCUGGACUUUAGACAGUUCCAUCAGUGCAGAGAACAGGGAAGCCAUUGAGAAGAUGCUGCUGGAAGAGGAAUAUUAUCUGGCUGGUAAGGAACUGCCCAAAAACCUCUGGACUGGUGAAAAGCAGAGAGUUAAAAAGUCUCCUGUGAAACCGGUGGGACAACCUGUUCGCUGGGCUCAGGAAGAGAAGGAUCUUUUUGAGAAAGGACUAGCUCAGUUUGGUCGGAGAUGGACAAAAAUUGCCAAGAUGAUUGGUAGCCGCACUGUUCUGCAGGUCAAGAGCUACGCCAGGCAAUAUUUUAAAAAUAAGGCUAAAAUUGAUAACCCAUUGCUGAAGACCUCAGAAGUGUCUUGGGGGUCCAUGAGUGAACCUGCAUCAAAUGUAAAGUGGACAUCUGGAAAGUCAGCUGAAGAUCGCAGUGCUGUGCUGUCCAAUGCGGUGAGGAUUGAGAGGUUGUCCGAUGAUGAAGAUGUGGACGUCACGGAUGACCUUAGUGAUGAUGCUGCUCCCUGGGAAAGCCAGCCAGAUCUGUCUGAGGCGACAUCUUUAGAGGGCCCCCACAACCAAACCAAUGCAUCCUUCUCCACCCAAAAUUCCAAGCCUUCCUUAUCCACAGAGCUGUCCCAUGAUGCAUUGCCCAGUGGGGCCAAAGAAGGGUCUGCAGAUACACGUUGUGACGCCACACCUGUUGUUGAAGAAGAUUCUGAAUUAGCCAAGCCUGACAGCCCAGGUGAAAUGUCCAUGUCCGAGAUGGAAGGAAAAGAAGAAACAGGCCAGAUAGAGCCAGUGAUAGGGCUGGAUGUGGAGUUUGAGGAAGACCUGAAGGUCCCAGAGCAGGAAGUGCAGCUGUGCAGAUUGGACAUCACAGAGGAGGAGAAGCAGGCAAUCUCUGAGUUCUUUGAAGGCCGUCCAUCCAAGACCCCGGAAAGAUACCUCAAAAUCAGGAACUAUAUCCUGGACCAGUGGGAGAAGUGUAAACCUAAGUACUUGAACAAGACAUCGGUACGGCCUGGCCUUAAGAACUGCGGUGAUGUUAACUGCAUUGGUCGAAUACACACCUACCUGGAGCUCAUUGGGGCCAUCAACUUCAACUGCGAGCAGGCAAUUUACAACAGGCCCAGGACAGUGGAGCGCUCCCGAGCAAAGGAAGCCAGGGACACUCUGGAGGCAUACCAGCUUGCUCAGCGGCUACAGUCCAUGCGCUCAAGGAAGCGGCGGGUACGAGAUGUGUGGGGAAACUGGUGCUACCCAAAAGAUUUGGAAGGACACACGUAUGAGCACCUCAGUGCAGAGGAGCUUGCCAAGAGGAGAGAGGAAAUGAAGAAGCAGGCCAAGCCGGUCAGGGUCCCCAGGCAGAGAGGCUCCUUUGACCCAUUUCAGCUCAUCCCCUGCCAGGCCUUUGGUCAAGAGAAGCAGGAACCGUUUCAGGUGCUAGUUUGUGCAGAGGCUCUGGUUGUUAUGGACAUGCAUGCACAUGUGUCCAUGGGCGAAGUCAUUGGGCUCCUGGGAGGAGGUUAUACCGAAGGCGAGAAAGUGUUGAAGAUCUGUGCUGCAGAGCCCUGUAACAGCUUGAGCACAGGGAUGCAGUGUGAAAUGGAUCCAGUGUCUCAGACCCAAGCUUCAGAGCUCCUGGCUGGGCGGGGUUACAGUGUAGUGGGCUGGUACCACUCCCAUCCUGCCUUUGACCCCAACCCAUCAGUUCGUGAUAUUGACACACAGGCCAAGUACCAGAGUUACUUCUCCAGAGGUGGAGCUCCCUUCAUUGGGAUGAUCAUUAGCCCAUACAACCCCAGCAACCCCUUGCCUUACUCCCAGACCACUUGCCUGGUGGUGAGCGAAGAACAAGGACCCUCAGGAUCUCACAAAAUUCCUUUCAGGUUUGAGAUCCACCAGUCACAUGAGGAGCCAGACUGGGCCCAGAUCAUGAGAAGGGCAGAGUGGGUGGUGCACAAAUACAAACAGUGUCACGGCAGUGUGCCCAUGGAUAGGUUUUUCCGUAGAGAUUCUCAUCUCACCUGUUUAGAAAAAAUGCUGGCUUCACUGAGGAAGUUCCUGGAGCAGCUCGAAGAUUGUGCUGUGACCGCAUUCCUGGCCCAGAUUGAGAGUCUCUUUCUCUCCAAGUUCUUGACUGUUAACAUGACUGAACAAGAUGACAUGCAUGCAUUAAGUCCACAUGCUGAGUUGAUUGAGGCCUUUAGAUUCUCUGCAUCGCAGUCAGACAGCAGGGAAGAAUUGCUAGCGUCCCAGGCACUUAGAACAGAAACAUUAGCCUUUCGAGAAUCAGACAGUCUCGAUGGGGUCUUUAGUGUGCUGCCAGUAAAUACAGACCAAGUCUAAGGUGUUGCUUGGGGACUCUAUUGUCCUGUCAAAAAGCCAGUUACAUGUCAGAAUUGAAAGUUUUAUACAGCAUCAUUACCCUUUUACCCAUGUCAUACUGAAAGAAAUUUAUUUUCCUUUUUUGUAAAUUGACAUGAAUGUGGUGAAUUUAAAUUGUUAUAUGUAACUCUUAGGUUAUGUAAAUUUUCUAAGAAUGAACUGUAUUAUGUGGCUUAAAUGGUACAAAUCAGUAUUAAUUGAAUAACUGUGGAGAGAAAAUGGGUACACAUCAUGGUCCACCACAGAUACGAGUGUAUAGCCUCAUCUUCCCAUCUGGUCUGAUGUGGAAUUUUCAGCAGGGUGUGUAGAGGACAGAUGAUUAGUUUGGUCUUCAUACUUACCUUAGUGUAUCGAUACUUGCAAAGCUGGGACACUUUUAUAAAAUUGUGAAUUAAAGCAACUGGCAUGGUUCUAAAAAAAUGAUAUUGAUUUAACAUUUUCAGCCCAUACUUAAAAAUCCAACUAACGCAAAAUGUAUUCAUAUUUAAAUAUGGAACAUACUCAACAGUGAAAACAUAAUAAAUUCAAUAUAUUUAUGGACUUGGA
Molecule: messenger RNA, 3062 nt
Organism: Scleropages formosus (Asian bonytongue)
Lineage: Eukaryota; Metazoa; Chordata; Actinopteri; Osteoglossiformes; Osteoglossidae
Gene: mysm1
Product: Myb-like, SWIRM and MPN domains 1
Exons: 20
Coding region: 6-2477 (823 amino acids)
Molecular function (GO): metallopeptidase activity; protein binding
Source: RefSeq, a predicted model, not a curated record